CUGACAUUUAGGGAUGUGACCGUAGAAUUCUCUCUGGAGGAGUGGCAAUGCCUGGACACUGUUCAGCAGAAUUUAUAUAGGAAUGUGAUGUUAGAGAACUACAGAAACCUGGUCUUCCUGGGUAUUGCUGUCUCUAAGCCAGACCUAAUCACCUGUCUGGAGCAAGGAAAAGAGCCCUGGAAUAUGAACAGAUAUGAGAUGGUAGCCAAACCCCCAGGUAGAUUUAUUUUUGACCUAACCGGUGGUCUAUCAAAAAGAAUGUUGUAUGAGCUAUUGCAAAGGGUGUGUUUCCUGAUAUUGAGAAGUGUUUUCUAUAUCUCCGGGCGAGUUAUGUGUUCUCAUAUUGCCGACGACCUUUGGCCGGAGCAAGACAUAAAAGAUUUUCCCCAAAAAGUCAUACUGAGGAGACAUGAUAAAUGUGAACAUGAGAAUUUACAAUUAAGAAAGGGCUGUAAAAGUGUGGAUGAGUGUAAGGUGUGCAAAGGAGGUUAUAAUGGACUUAACCAAUGUCUGAUAACUACCCAGAACAAAAUAUAUCAGUGUGAUAAAUAUGUGAAAGUCUUCUAUAAAUUUUCAAAUUCAGAUAGACAUAAGAUAAGACAUACUGAAAAGAAAACUUGCAAAUGUAAAGAAUGUGGCAAAUCAUUUUCCAUGCUUUCACAACUAACUCAACAUAAGAGAAUUCAUAUUAAAGAGAAUUCCCACAAAUGUGAAGAAUGUGGCAAAGCCUUUAACAAGUCCUCAGCCCUUACUCGACAUAAGAUGACUCAUACUGGAGAGAAACCCUACAAAUGUGAAGAGUGUGGAAAAGCUUUUAACCGGUCUUCACACCUUACUCAACAUAAGAUAAUUCAUACUAGAGAGAAAUCCUACAAAUGUGAGGAGUGUGGCAAAGCCUUUAACCGGUCUUCACACCUUACUCAACAUAAGAUAAUUGAUAGUAGAGAGAAGCCCUACAAAUGUGAUGAAUGUUGCAAAGCCUUUGACUUGUCCUCAGCUCUCACUACUUUUACUCAACAUAAGAGAAUUCAUACUGGAGAGAAACCCUACAAAUGUGAAGAGUGUGGAAAAGCCUUCAAACAGUCCUCAGCCCUUACUCGACAUAAGAUGAUUCAUAGUGGAGAGAAACCCUACAAAUGUGAAGAGUGUGGUAAAGCCUUUAACCAGUCUUCACACCUUACUCAACAUAAGUUAAUUCAUACUGGAGAGAAACCCUACAAAUGUGAAGAGUGUGGUAAAGCCUUUAACCGGUCUUCACACCUUACUCAACAUAAGGUAAUUCAUACUGGAGAGAAACCCUACAAAUGUGAAGAGUGUGGAAAAGCCUUUAACUGGUCUUCACACCUUACUCAACAUAAGGUAAUUCAUACUGGAGAGAAACCCUACAAAUGUGAAGAGUGUGGUAAAGCCUUUAACCAGUCUUCACACCUUACUCAACAUAAGUUAAUUCAUACUGGGGAGAAGCCCUGCAAAUGUGAAGAGUGUGGCAAAGCUUUUAACCGGUCUUCAUACCUUACUCAACAUAAGAGAAUUCAUACUGGAGAGAAACCCUACAAAUGUGAAGAGUGUGGAAAAGCCUUUAACUGGUCUUCAUAUCUUACUAAACAUAAGAGAAUUCAUACUAGACAGAAGGCCUACAAAUGUGAUGAAUAUUGCAAAGCCUUUAACUGGUCCUCAGCUCUUACUACCCUUAUUCAACAUAAGAUAAUUCAUACUGGAGAGAAACCCUACAAGUGUGAAGAGUGUGGCAAAGCCUUUAACUGGUCUUCAUACCUCAUUAGACAUAAGUUAAUUCAUACUGGGGAGACGCCCUACAAAUGUGAAGAAUGUGGCAAACCUUUUAAUCGUUUCUCAUACCUUACCAUACAUAAGAUAAUUCAUGCUGGAGAGAACCCCAACAAAUGUGAAGAAUGUGGCAAAGCUUGUAACCAUUCCUCAAACCUUACGAAACAUAAUUCAUAA
Rhinopithecus roxellana (golden snub-nosed monkey) is the source of this 1962-nucleotide messenger RNA. Its product is annotated as zinc finger protein 257-like. The coding region runs from base 88 to 1962 and encodes 624 amino acids. Gene Ontology annotation, molecular function: DNA-binding transcription repressor activity, RNA polymerase II-specific; RNA polymerase II cis-regulatory region sequence-specific DNA binding. Gene Ontology annotation, cellular component: PcG protein complex; transcription regulator complex. The record is from RefSeq and is a predicted model, not a curated record. The transcript has 5 exons. Lineage: Eukaryota; Metazoa; Chordata; Mammalia; Primates; Cercopithecidae. Gene Ontology annotation, biological process: regulation of cytokine production; regulation of immune system process; negative regulation of transcription by RNA polymerase II.